GCUCCGAAUCCCUCCCUCCGGGUUGCCCCUCCUGCUCUGGGGCUCACUCUUUGAGUUUGUGCUGGUGGAAGAUGAACGCGAUGAUGCUGAGCGCGGCCCGUGGCCUUCUGCUGCUUCGCGGAGGUGCCAGGACCUCUUCGUCCCUCCUCUCCUCCUCAUUCUCUUCCGCGGGUCCUCGGGCCCUGAGCUCGGCCGCCGACGCGGGGACCCGGGACCGCAUCGCGGGGCUGCUGACCCAGGACCGCGUGGUGGUGUUCAUGAAGGGGGUCCCCUCGCAGCCCAUGUGCGGAUUCUCCAACGCCGUGGUGCAGAUCCUGCGCAUGCACGGCGUGGAGGGGUACACCUCCUUCAACGUGCUGGACGACGAGGGCCUGCGGCAAGGCAUCAAAGAGUACACCAACUGGCCCACCAUCCCGCAGGUGUUCUUCAACGGGGAGUUUGUGGGCGGCUGCGACAUCCUGCUGCAGAUGCAUCAGAACGGGGACCUGGUGGAGGAGCUCAAGAAGAUCGGCAUCCAAUCGGCACUGCUCGAUGAGGGGGAGGCCAAGAAGUAGCGCGCGUGGAGGGGGGGGCGCAAGCGCACACGCAGGAACACGCACACGCAGGCACACACACACAUGCACUUAUAUACACGCACGCACUUAUAUACACGCACGCACACACGAACAUGUGCACGCACAGAUUUAAGCGUGUACUUGCAUACGCGCACACAUACACGUACGCAGCACACCUCCAGACAGAAACCCCUGUAGCAUUGUUGGGGCCAUGCACAUAUGCGCGCACGUUCACAUGUACACGCACGUGCUUGCGCGGCCAGCAUGGUAAGAUUCGGCCCCCUCAGACAUUCGGCAAAUUGUUACGAUCUGGGAUAUGAACUCUAUUCGGGGUUGGUUUCUUUUUGACUAGCAACUGAGCUGUCUGCAGGAGUCGCGUGAACCCAUUAACAAUAGGAACCGACCAGAGAUGCGAUCGACUGUUACACGCACGAUUCUUCUAUGCAUGGAUCGCGAGCGUAAGAGUUGAUUUUUUAUUUCUAAUCGAUGCGUUGUUGCACACCUGAACGCCCACGCCACUGGUAGGCACAUCAUUACAGACGAACUCAUCGGUCGAUGCCUCUUGCCACUUUAUACAAAGUUACGCCAUGCGGACGGCGAGUGUGUAAGCGAGCAUAUUGGCUUGUGCAGGGCAGGUAUUUGUGCUCGGAAACAGGGGCGAUGGAUCGUACGAACACACGGGCUUGUCUCACAUUUAACCCUUGGACACCAGCAACAGCGGGUGGAGGUUAUUUGACUGGCUUUGAAUCUCGGAUAGAAGUUGAAUUUUUCCACUUUGGGAGGGGAUGUGGGGGUUGUGUUGGGGAUUAUUAACAGGGAGAGGGCUGGUUUUAAAUCACAUGGACACGGAUUCCCACGCGGCGCCCAGCUACCCUAGCGACAACCAAACUCCACGUCACCGGGGCAGCCCGAUCGUGAAGUCUGCCCCCUAAUAAUUAUGCUAAGUCAUGUACAGUGUGUGCCCCCACCACUAAUUCCUUCCCUGUAUCAGGCCGAUAUAGCUGUAUAUAAACCUUAAACAGGAGCUUAAUCGUGUGAGAACUCAGUGCGAGUUUUUUUUUUCUUUCCCCAAUGCGAGUGUAUUUGUCUCCACGAUUGGGAUACGUGGAAUGACUUGGCUAUGCGUAAAUGCUUUAACCGGAAUGUACCAGCGGCUACUCUCCCCUAUCCCCUGCUUGCACGACGAGCACGUUCGUAAUCCGGUUCACAACAUCCGAGCGCGCACGCUCUGAUGUUGUGAACCGGCCGACCGGUCGCGACGACGCCAGGGGACGCUCAUUCGUGACGACUCCUUGCAUUGCCUUGGACUAAUAGCUACUCGGCCCUGUAAAUGUUCAACGUUAUUCAUAUUUUUGCUUUUGCUCCCUGCUGGCAUAAACAAAAACGGUCAGUCCGUCUUCCUUUUUUCUCCAACUUGUGAUGACCUCGACGGCCCAGCUGCGCUUGCAAUUUCCUCGUUUUUGUAAGCGGCGUUCCCUGGACGUAGUCGCCGUGGCGGUGGGAAUCUCCGCUCCAUUUGGGGCACUGUGGCAGUGCAACUCGAACACAUCGGAGAGCUAUGCAGCGUGCCCCACAAAAAAACCACCCUACGCAGUAGACGCUGUGUGCACAUCGCACGCGUCUGUUGAAGGCAUCAACGGUCAACGCAGAGCAGUGUGGGUGGGGGCACUAGGGGGUGGAAUUCUGAGAUGUUGCACCAUGCUCAUGAUCUGGUCCGAACCAGAUUCUAAUCGCCUUGCAUCGUAGCACAGGGCAACACCACUUCCUGAUUCCGACACACCGGCAGAGGAUCUGUCGAGUACCAGUAUGACACUUGGGGCCCUGGCAGAAAGCGCUUUCAGAGUCCUCGAUACCUGCGACCCAUGGAACAUAGUGCUUGGUACACUCGAGACAUUGUUUGCCCGGGGGGGAACUUUUUGAAAUUAAACUAGCCCCAGCAGGGCAAGUGGUGCAGGCCCUCUGUGCAGCCGAGCUUACAUCGACUUGAUCCGCUGGGGCAGUGGUCCCCCUCGGCGCUGAGAGCUUUGCGUGUGACCCGACCCCUCAAGUGGAUACACAGUGUAAAGCCUCGUCGAUGGCUUUGGCCAGCAUGGCCUUGCCCGACGGAGCUCCGCAGCAGACAUUUGUCUGCUCAGACGGAUUUGUUACGAGCGCAGGUCAUGUUUAUGUUUUACGCCACUGGAAUUAUUAUUUUUGAAUACACCUGAUGAGAAAUGUUUCCGA
Molecule: messenger RNA, 2777 nt
Organism: Lethenteron reissneri (Far Eastern brook lamprey)
Lineage: Eukaryota; Metazoa; Chordata; Hyperoartia; Petromyzontiformes; Petromyzontidae
Gene: GLRX5
Product: glutaredoxin 5
Cellular component (GO): mitochondrial matrix
Source: RefSeq, a predicted model, not a curated record